ACGAUCAGACCGAUAAUGUCUUAAAAAGAGAAAGAGAGUCUACAUUUUGGGUUUCUUCUUCCUGUAUGGACUAUUUCUGGAUGCAGAACCUUAAAGCAUCAUGUUGACUGUCCAUAAAAUGCAUUUUAGCAUCUUCUUGCUGUUGUGGGGAUGGGUUUUAUGCACUGAAUGCAGAGUCCACCGACAAGGAAAGGAAAUACAUGAGGUAUACAAGAAAGGCAGCCCAAUUCUAAAACGAAGCCCUGACAUCACCAAAUCUCCCGUGACAAAGUCAGAGCAGCUGCUGCGAAUAGACGACCAUGACUUCAGCAUGAGGCCGGGUUUUGGAGGCCCUGCAAUUCCUGUUGGGGUAGAUGUCCAAGUUGAAAGUCUGGAUAGUAUUUCUGAAGUGGAUAUGGACUUCACCAUGACCCUUUAUCUGAGGCACUACUGGAAAGACGAGCGGCUCUCCUUCCCCAGCACCAACAACCAAAGCAUGACGUUCGACGGYAGGCUCGUGAAGAAGAUCUGGGUCCCCGACAUGUUCUUCGUGCACUCCAAGCGCUCCUUCAUCCACGACACCACCACUGAUAACGUCAUGCUGCGGGUCCAGCCAGAUGGGAAGGUACUUUAUAGUCUCAGAGUGACAGUAACAGCAAUGUGCAACAUGGAUUUCAGCCGCUUUCCCCUGGACACACAAACGUGUUCCCUGGAGAUUGAGAGCUAUGCCUACACUGAGGAUGACCUCAUGCUGUACUGGAAGAAUGGGAACGAUUCCCUAAAAACAGACGAGAGGAUAUCUCUGUCGCAGUUCCUGAUCCAGGAGUUCCACACCACCACAAAGCUCGCCUUCUACAGCAGCACAGGAUGGUACAACCGCCUCUACAUAAACUUCACCUUGCGCCGACACAUCUUCUUCUUCCUGCUCCAAACCUACUUCCCUGCCACUCUCAUGGUUAUGCUGUCCUGGGUGUCCUUCUGGAUCGACCGCCGAGCGGUACCGGCCCGAGUCCCGUUAGGGAUAACCACUGUGCUGACCAUGUCUACRAUCAUCACGGGAGUGAACGCCUCCAUGCCCCGGGUCUCCUACAUCAAAGCUGUGGACAUUUACCUGUGGGUCAGCUUCGUGUUUGUCUUCCUCUCCGUGCUGGAAUACGCGGCAGUGAAUUACCUGACUACAGUGCAGGAACGGAAGGAGAGGAARCUCCGGGACAAGCUCCCGUGCGCGUGCAGCCUCCCGCAGCCGCGGCCCAUGAUGAUGGACGGCAGCUACAACGAUGGAGACGUGGGCGAGCUGGGGCACUACGUGUCCGAGAACGGCGACAAGCAGGACAGGAUGAUGGUGCAGCUGGCGCUGGGCUCCGAGAGGGGCUCCAGCAGGAGGAAAAACCAGAGAUACGUCAGCAUGCGCAUCGACACUCACGCCAUUGACAAGUACUCCAGGAUCAUAUUCCCUGGGGCUUACAUCCUAUUUAACUUGAUAUACUGGUCCAUUUUUUCAUAAACAUGUGUAACUUCUGUAUUCACAGAGCACUGUGUCAUUAUACAUGAAAAAUGCAGUCUCACAGGCUAACAGAAAGAAAUGUUUUAAUUUGAAGAAAAAUCGAUUGUUUCCAGACUUUCUAUUGCUUUUUUUUACUAUAUAUGUCUCAUCUGUGGCAUAAAUAUCUCUGUGCAAGUUUCACAUUUGAGCUAAAUAUAGGAUAUACAGUCCAACAUUUUCUACUKAAAGCCGUGCUAUGUUCCUUCUUGUGC
This is a messenger RNA of Nothoprocta perdicaria, 1734 nucleotides long. Its product is annotated as gamma-aminobutyric acid receptor subunit rho-1. Gene Ontology annotation, molecular function: neurotransmitter receptor activity; extracellular ligand-gated monoatomic ion channel activity; GABA-A receptor activity. The transcript has 9 exons. Gene Ontology annotation, biological process: regulation of membrane potential; monoatomic ion transmembrane transport; signal transduction. The record is from RefSeq and is a predicted model, not a curated record. The coding region runs from base 101 to 1483 and encodes 460 amino acids. Lineage: Eukaryota; Metazoa; Chordata; Aves; Tinamiformes; Tinamidae. Gene Ontology annotation, cellular component: neuron projection; GABA-A receptor complex; synapse.